UCCAACCAUACGUCCGGAUCGACCAUCAGAUUCACGUGGGGGGCGGACACACGAUAUAAUUCUACUGGCGUGGCUAACAUGGCUCUGGGUACCCAUUAUGGAGAUGAAGUUAAGGAAUAAACGUUUAGGGCCGCUUCCCGGGGGUGACCGCCGGGGCACACCUGGAGCUGACGCUGGGUGUCUCAGCAUGCGAACCGUCAGCGGAGAGGAGUUGAAUAGGCGGGCUCCCUCCGGAUCUUCCGAAAAUGCUACAGCCAACCAGACAGACGACAGACUGACCGAUUAUGACGACAUUAGUUUAAAUUCAGUAGUAGAACCAUACAGUCCAUCAACAGCAUCAUAUAUCCCAUCACCAGUAUCAUCCGUGGGUGCAAGCUCUUCCAGAGUACCCACGCCCGACUUAGAUGUUGCGCAGGAGGCGAAUGCCUUUAUGCCUGCGUCCACUAAGGCUGGGAAAACGAGGGUGCGCAUGAGUUGGAGCAAAGACGUUAACCUAUUCAUCAUGCGCACCUAUUAUUAUAUCACCAAACUAGAAACAGACAUGACCACUUAUCGCAAACAGUUGCAUGAACUUUUCUCUCGACAAUACCCCACCGUUAAAGUUUCCGAACAACGCGUAUCCGAUCAAAAACGAGCCAUUAUUAGGAAUAAACUACUAAGUGACCAUGAACUAGCAAGAUUGAAAGACGAAGUACAAAUACAGUUAAAUGAUUUAGAUCUUUUACAUGAUUCAAGUAGUACCACUAUCAUACCAUCGUACAAUCAAACUCAAGAUACAGAACAUCACUCACAAAACACAGAUAGUUUAUAUACACAAUCACACAUGACCCAUGCGUCAACUCAGACAGAAAUUAUGACAUUAACUCUGGAAACUGACAUAGAAGUCUUAGUAGAUCCCGACACAAUAACUGAGCCAAACACCCAAGCAAUCUUUGAUAAAUUUCAGGCUGCAGUUACCAAAUACUCUGGAAUGGACCCCGCUAGUAGACCAAAAUUACCAAAACUGAAAUAUAGUAACAAACUCACUCAAUUCAUUUAUUGA
Messenger RNA from Cydia pomonella (codling moth), 1042 nucleotides. RefSeq lists its product as uncharacterized. The transcript has a single exon. Lineage: Eukaryota; Metazoa; Arthropoda; Insecta; Lepidoptera; Tortricidae. The coding region runs from base 98 to 1042 and encodes 314 amino acids. The record is from RefSeq and is a predicted model, not a curated record.